AUGUAUUCUAGCUUAUUCACAAAUCCAUAUGCCACAGAAGUACUGAAAAUGAAAAAGAAUGAACUUGUGGAAGGCAUAAAAAACCCUGAUCACCUUCUGGACUGGCUGAUAGAAAAAGGUGUCCUUACAGCUGAGAAAAAAAUGGUCUUGUCCUACUAUAGAACACGAAUGGCAAAGAACUCCCGGGUUUUGGAUAUCUUGGCUUCUCAAGGUGAGCGGGCAUGCAGACUCUUUUUUUAUCCCUGCUUGAAAGAGGUAGAGCCACGUUUAUAUAGCAAUAUAAGGAAUUAUGUGACUGGUGUGAAUGAGAAAAUUGGAGAUGCCAGAAGACAACUGGUAGGGUAUCUCCUUGAAAAAGAUAAAGGAUGGAUUCAAAAGGAUAAGGCUUCCCAUCCAGGGAAAAAAGAUAGCCCUAGAUCUAUUAAGCCAAAAAAGAUGAUUUAUGAUAAACCUAAAUCAAAAUCCACUUUGGCAGCACGACAAUCCCUAGACAAUGUUCCUACCGUCUUUGAUCUGGUGAGGAAAGGAAUUAUUUCUGAUCUGGAAAAAGCCUUAAACGCGACUAAUGUGAAUGCAACAAACUCUGCCAAUGAGACUCUCUUACACAUUGCAGCAGCUCAUGGGCACACUGAAAUAAUUGACUAUUUAAUCAGCAAAGGUGCCAAACGAGAGGUCAAGGAUAACAAAGGAAGAACCCCACUGCACAGAGCUGCUGAGAAAGGUCAUGAUAAAGCCGUGAACAGGCUGCUCCAAGCUGGUGCCAACAUGUACAGUUUGGAUCAAGAAGGCAAAACCCCUCUUCACUUGGCCAACCAGAACCAGCACAUGCAUGUUCUAAAGAACAUCUUAAAAGAAGAGGCGAGACGACACAAGAAUCAGCACAACUUCCUGCACAUGGCUGCUCUCAAGGACGAGAGUGACCUGGUUCAAAUCCUUUUAAAAAAUGGUGCUUUGGUAGAUGCCAGGGAUGAGAAAGGCCAGACGGCUUUGAGCUAUGCUGUGUCUCAGGGACAUGAGAAGACUGUCAAGGUAUUGUUGGAAGGUGGAGCCAAAGUUGAUUCCAGCAUAAUUGAUGCCACCUUUAACAGCAACAACCAAUCUCUCUUCAAAAUAUUGCUGGAAUAUGCCAGAGGAUUAUCAUCUGAAUUUAUGGUAUCAGCCCUGUUUAAAGCCAUAGGAAAAGAUCUGCAUGGCAUUGUGGCAGCUUUAAUUGAAAGAGGGUUAGACAUUAAUGUCCGCAAUGAAGAACAGUACACACCAUUGCUUUUGGCGUGUAAAACGGGAAAGAUUAAGUCAGCAAAAGUUCUUCUUGAGAAGGGAGCCAGCUUGAAGGACAAGGCCCCUAACUUAAGUAGCCCCUUACACCUAGCAGUUGAAGCUGGGGCCUCUUCUAUUGCACAGAUGCUUCUCCAGAAAGGAAUAGAUCCUAACAUCACAGCUCAAGGAAAUCAAACGCCCCUCCAUGUUGCUGCAAUAUACAAUAGAGCAGCAUUAGUUGACCUACUAAUUGAAGGAGGAGCUAAAAUUGAUGCGGUCGCCAUAGACCUGUUCACUCCAUUGCACGUGGCAAGUGAUAAAGGUCACACUGAUAUAGCUCUAAAGCUGUUGCAACAUAGAGCCAAUGUCAACCUCAAGAAUAAGCGAUCAAAGACACCUCUUCAUCUUGCAGCUGAAGUGGGGAAUCCUGCAAUGGUGGAGCUGCUUCUGAAUUUCAAGGCAGAUCCAAAUGCAACAGAUAAAGAGAAAAAGACUCCACUUCAUUUUGCAACUUUGGGAGGCCAUUUUUAUGCAGUGAAAGCCCUGUUAGCUAAAAAGUCUAGAGUUGCAAGCAAAGACAUGGAUGGCUGCACACCAAUGCAUUAUGCAGCUAUCAACGCGAAUGUGGAGAUAUUAAAAGAACUUUUGAUGGUGGGAGAUAAUAAAAAUAUCAAUGACAAAAAUAUUUGGAGAAAGACACUUUUGCAUCUUGCAGCAGAACAUGGACACAGCAGUCUAAUAGAUUUUUUGUUGAACAAUGGCUCAGCUAUUAAUGCCUUAGACAACAAUAAAGAUACCCCAUUGCACUGUGCUUGCAAAGCUGGUCAUUUUGAUUCUGUAAAAGCACUGCUCAACUGGUCUGCAGGAGAUAAAGCAAAUCUACAGGCUACUAAUAGCUUGAAGAAGACCCCAUUGCAAGUAGCAGAAUCCAGUGCCACUGAGCACCAAGCUCAAAUUGUUAAUCUUUUGAAAAAGAAAAUGUUAUUGAUAAGGUAGAUUUGCAAAGAGGGUAUUAUAGAUACACCUUGUACAUUUAACUUAAGGGAUCCAGUGAAAUACUGUAUCUAAUUAAUGCAUAUAGUUUGCCCCAAGAUGUUUAGGCUUAUAGAUUAUACUCACCAAAAUACUACAUCUUCUCAGUCGAUCAAUAGUUGGCUUUUCACUGCAGGGAUGAAGCAUUCCUGAUUUAUCUUUAACUGGCUCUUUUGAGAAAAAAACAAUUAAAUAUGCCCAGGUGGUAGUGGACAAAGGAUUGUAAAUUUGAUCAAGGGAGCAACCUUAAAAAAACCUUCUGAUCUAUUUAUUUGUACAAUCUGACUCACAACUCCAGACACAGUUAAAAUUAUGUUAAAGAUACUACAUUUUUCUAGAAUAGCAAUUGUGUUCUAAGCAAAUGACAUUAAAAAGUUCUGAUUCUAUUCUCUAUCAUGUAUAUGUACACCAUACUAUAGAUUAAGUUGGCUUCUAUAGGGCAGCUAGCGGCAACUUCUUUGUCACAGUAGUAGCAAACCUGCAAAAUGUUAUGCUGCAGAAAUUUAAGACAUUUUCUUCCUUCUAGCCUGUGUUCUCCAGCAAGGCUUGAUUUUAUUCACUUGUUUAUAGUUUUGUUCUAGCUCUAGAAUUAUUACAAUCAAUUUCAUUUCUCUUGAUUUAUAUGCGUUGACCCAUUUUAUUUCUGUUAAUAUGUAGUUGUUGUUUUUGAAUGGACAAUAGCAGCUUCAGGGAUCCAAUUUUCAGAGAGGUGAAAGUGAGGUCAUCGGCUUUAGUAUAACUAUAAAUAAAUAAGACUGCUUACACUAUAAAGCUUGUAACUACCCUAUAUCCAGCAAUGAAAUAUAGAUAUUACAUGGCUGUAUUCCUAUAAAAUGUGUUGAUGUUAGCACCAAGUAUAGCAUAAGAUAAAGUUUUAUUACUCUACAUAUUAGCACAUAAAUGGAUAUGACCCAAAGUAAAUCUGGAAGCUAGUUACCACAUUAUUGUAUUAGAUCAAUAUUCUUUUGUUUAGAAUGCAGAAACUGUAACAGAAAUGCAUUUGAUAGUUUAACCACAAAGUAUUGCCAUGCAUUUUAUAUAAUGAAAACAUUAUUAUACUGGAUGUUUUGAAACUUGUUCUU
Molecule: messenger RNA, 3371 nt
Organism: Protobothrops mucrosquamatus (brown spotted pit viper)
Lineage: Eukaryota; Metazoa; Chordata; Lepidosauria; Squamata; Viperidae
Product: ankyrin-1-like
Exons: 1
Coding region: 1-2253 (750 amino acids)
Biological process (GO): regulation of apoptotic process
Molecular function (GO): protein binding
Source: RefSeq, a predicted model, not a curated record